Armigeres subalbatus is the source of this 15586-nucleotide messenger RNA. RefSeq lists its product as uncharacterized. Gene Ontology annotation, biological process: exocytosis; intracellular protein transport. Gene Ontology annotation, cellular component: exocytic vesicle; plasma membrane. Lineage: Eukaryota; Metazoa; Arthropoda; Insecta; Diptera; Culicidae. Gene Ontology annotation, molecular function: small GTPase binding; neurexin family protein binding. The record is from RefSeq and is a predicted model, not a curated record.
AAAGCGUUUUUCUUUGCGUACCAAGCACCGUACAUCCAUUAUUCUGUGUUAAAGUGUGUUUCAUCAUCAGCCAGAUUUUUGCAAACCCCCCUUUUUCAAUCAAAAAAGGAAGAUUCCCUCUCUGUGUGUUCGGUUCUGCGGUCGCAAAAGGCGGUGUGUAAUGAUUUCGGAAUUUUCAGUUAUCCAGGAAAACUUUUACGCGUUUGUGGUUUCAUUUACGGUGAACGAGCUGUGUGAAUUCCAUUGAAUAUUCGUACGAAUGAGCUGAAACGCAAAGAGCACAAAAUCCCAACAGUUUGAAAUAUUCAUCGCUUUUUCCACAGUUAAUUGUGUGCAACUUUGUACGGCAUUUUUAAUUAGAGAGAAAAAAUGAAAGGAUUGUCGAGUAUGAUGGAAAUGAAAAUUCAACAUUCGUGAAUAACGCGGAAAUUUUUUUGGAAGCCCUUUUGUUCACCAGAUAAAACAGCAAAGAAGAGCAAAAGGUUAGCCAGGUAGAGCAAUUGAAUGGAAGCACCAUAGUGAUAUGUUGGCUCAAUCUGAGAAACGUGAAAAGAGAAGCAAAAUAAAAAAAGGAAGCGUGAAGCUCGUGAAAGUCGUGUACAUAUACCUUAGGGCCUUAGGGCAAAGCAACAAGUUUCAUUAGCGAAGCGGUGUGAAAUUAUUGAUCAAUUAUAUCCCUGCCGAAACCUUGGGGCUGUUUUGAAUUGAAAUCGUGAUUAGCACAUAUCGAAUAGUAAGAACAAAACUACGAUCUAUAUCAAAUUGCUUUUUAGUGAAAUAAGAAAUUGAUUCCGGUUAGCGUCAGUGGCCCGGAAAAAGUUUAGAGAAAUCAUGAGGCUGAACAAGCGAAGCCAGGUGGAACGAGCGGAAGUCUUUGGGCCCAUUCCGAGAGUAUAAGAGCAAUGCUACUCUACCUAGCGAAGCGACUUUAGCGAGGAUACUUCAUAUUGCUUUGAGAGAGUCCUUUCGAAUGAAGCGUAGUGGCAAAACGGUAUUAUCCAUCAGCACAGGCCAAAACAUAUACAUCUAGCUGUGUGUAGCCUCCGCUUGUGAUAUAGUAGCCACAAAUCGAAGGGACAGGUAGAGCACCAUCACCCAGUGAAGAGUGGAGCCUGAUCCAAACCAUCUUUCAAAAAUAUUAUUCUCCCACAAAGAAUAUCCGAAAAAAGUGAGAUCCUAGAACGACGAAGACGACCAUCAACGGCAGGCAGAUCCGUCGGUAAUUGCUGCUACAAGGCCAGACCCGUACAACCGACCUUGUCAACAGUAGAGUGAAGAAACUACCCUCCCCAUCGCUAACCGCCCAGCCAGUUGCGAGUGCCAGAAUGGCUAGUGGUCGAGCUCGAUUGCCGCCGACUCCGCAGGCCAGCAACGGCAGCGGAAAUGGCACCGGAAGCAGUUCGAGGCCGCUAGCCGAAAUGCACACCAACAACAACACGUACGCUCUGUCGGGGGCCGGGGUCGGGGACAAGUCCACCGGAUCCCUGCAGGAUAUGGCCGCUUCCCAUAUGCUGGACAAUCUGACCGAUCAGGAGCGCCAGAUUAUCCUGAACGUGCUCAACAGGGACGAAAACGUGCGCCAGGCGGAUGCGGCACGAAUCAUGCUCCUCCGGGCCGAGUUGUUCAGUUUGCGGAAGAAGGCCAGCGUGAAGGCAAUGGUCGGUGGCUCCCUCGAUCGGCCAACCUAUAUCGAAACGACCCGUUCCUGCUCGCGCUGCGGCGCCGAGCUGGGAAGGAUCAUCAACCGGGGAGCACCGUGUCGUUCCUGCCGGCUCCGGGUCUGUAAGGGGUGUCGCGAAUUCUCCACUCGCACCACCGACUGGGUAUGCGUAGUGUGCCAUAAGCAAAUAGAGCUGCAGGCAGCCAGUGAAGAUUGGAUGAGUGAUUACGCUGACAGCGACGUCCGCAGAACAUCGGUCAUCGCUGGGAAGGAUUACCUGCCGGCAUCGGAUUUGAUCAGAAAGAGCAUCCGGCGCUCCUGGACGAUAUCCAAUGCGGAAGAUGAAAACCGUCAGUCCGAAGGAGACACUGAUUCACAGCAAUAUACACAUUUACCUCGAAAGCAAUCGCAGAGCAGUUACCCAUCUCUGGUAAGAUAUCCGUACGUCAAUCCCUGCACAAUGGCCGACUACGCACAGGAGGACGAGUUCGACAACCAGCUUCACCUGCCGAUAGGGCGCCGAAUGCCAAGACAAUCCACGCUCCCAAAUCCCGAUGCCGGUAUGUUCUACGGCAGCAACAACAACCUGAUGCCACCAUCUGUGUCCCCGAAACAGCUCAGCCCCAGUCCACAGUACAGUCCGUACCACACGGACAACGAGAACGACGAUGCGGACCCGCAACCGCAAACUUCACCGAUUGCGGCGCGAUACAAAAUUCGAAGACAAUCAACACUACCCUGUAGGCCAAAUGAAAACCACGAAGUGGGCCCCAAACUGCUAUCCACUUCUCCAAACAGUAGAACCAACCUGUACAGUCGAUCGCCGGACAAAUCCGACGGCGAUCAACCCAACCCGAGAUAUCCACCGUUUGUACGUCAGUCAACUUUUCCAUCCAACUCCAGUGAUCCAUUUUUCCUGCAAAUUCAGGCUCAUUCACAGCAACAACAGCCACCUCAACCCGGCCAACAGCGCCAAUUGCCCACCUCACCCAAUCGGAUGCUAUUCAACAAAUCCCCCGAUAGUGGUGCCGAAUCGGCUGGCGACGGUGGAAGCUCCGGCAAUUCGUCGAUACCCCGCCGUUUUCAAAUGACCAGGCAAGCCACACUACCUAAUCCCGACCAGCACGUGAAACUGCUUCCUACCUCCCCUCCCAAAAAACAGCUCUCACCGCACAGUAUAAAACGCUCACCAGAGUUUGCACGCCAAAGCACACUCCCGGCACCAGACAGUAUGAACUCGCUCUCGGUUCAUCAGCACGGACCAAAAUUCAUGCCUAUCUCACCAAGACAAAAGCAAUCUUUUUUAUUUCCACAACCAGCACCUGCACCACGUCCUUUUCUUUCACAACAGCAUUUCCCAACGAUGGCCGAUGAGCCAUCGACGACACCUCAACAAAACCCAAGCACUCCGAGUGGUAGUGUUGGUGGCACCGGCGGUAGCACUGGUGGUCCACAUCACGCUUCCAAGAUGAUCAAAGUCCGUAGCCAUAGUAACGAAGAGUACAGUCUCAAUAGAGGAGGCACUGGAAUGCCAAGCGAAGGACGCAGGUUGCUGCCCGAAAUUCCGAGCAAUCGUUCGCCAAGACUGAAAACAUUUGCCGAGGCGAAACAAGCCAUGAUGGACGACUACGACCUAACGAACGACUCGACCACGCAGCUCCACUUCGACGAGGACGAGGAAGCGAGCUACUACAACAACGAGGAAAACUACGACACCUACAACAUCGACCGGCGGUUGCGCACCGGCGCGGCACCGGCCAACACGAUCAAGAGUGCUGAGAGCUUCCUGAACGAUUCGAGCCCGGAGUACUUCUGUCCGGAGGACUACCUGAAACAGCCGGGUGGCAAGAAGGAGCGACUGCGCCGACGAAAGUCGCGGGACCUGCCCGCCGAGCCGGAAACCGUGGCCUCAUCCAACGAGGACGAACCCGUCAAGCGGAAGCCGGAAACGAUGCGGUCCAUAUCGGAGGACUCGCCGGGAAACAAAGCGAUCAAGCCAACGCCGCGGCGGUCUCUGUCGCACCCGGAGAAGGAUUCACAGCAAAUGCCGAACGCCCGCAAGACGGAAAUCUCUAAAAUCCCAUCGCCCCGACCGCUCGCCGAAAUCCUGGAACGUGCCCAGCGAUCGAUAAAGCUACCCUCGCCCCGCCGUAAAGCGUUCAAAUCGAUGGACCAGGCAUGCGAAUCCGACAUAGUGGCAGCGCUGAAUUAUCCGUUCCAGCAGCAGCAGCAGCAACAGCAGCCACUCCAUGCUGCACCGGGGGCGAGCACCGCGACAACGACGGGCGUCGGUACUCCGGCGCAAGGAACACCCGUUGGUGGCAGUUCCGGGGCCAUCGCUCGGCCCGGUCCCCGUAAGAUCUCCGCCUUCCAGCAGAUACUGCAGAAUCAACGGCUGCAGAAACGCGACUCCAAGAGUUUGGACAUUGUGGCUUCCAAACUGAUGGAGGAGAAGUACGGCUACGAAGAGCCGGACGAGGACAAAUCGAAAUCGUUGGAUGAUGGCAUAUUCUGCGGCGAUAAGAACAGUGACAACAGCAGCGACGAGCAGAUCAAUUUAAUUGAUAAGAAGCACAAGACCUAUCUCGGCGAACAGGAGAUUCAGAAUGCCGUCGAAGCGGCUGCCGUCAUCUUCAAGAAGGUGGUCCUCCAGCGGCGCGAGGAGAAACGCACCAAAGACGAAGGUGACCACUGCUUCAACCCCCGCCAUCAUCCGCCGCUGCCAUUCCUGUACCAAAGUAGUCCGGGAUCGACGAGAAGACAGUUUCCACAAGAGGACCCAACCGCAGGCUCAUCAUCUUCCGAACCAGACAGCAACCUGGCCAAACUGCCUUUCACCGACUGCGAUGACUACCGCUUGGUAUUUAUCAGCUCGGAUUCGUCCGGCAAGGAGGAGGAAUAUGACAGCAGCUCUACCACUUCGUCCGUCUACACGCGCCACAGCAUCGCCUUGGAUGACUGCGACUGGGAUUAUUUUGAGCCCGGCAUAAGCACGACCACCAAAACGCUGCUAUACGACAUAACCGGCAGCAACGCUCAACCACACAGGAAUACUCCCCGGAAGAGAUCCAUUUUGCAAACAUCGCCACUUACCUCGCCUAUGUUGUACCGAAGAACCAGGCGAACCAGCGGUUCUCUCUACCCCCCGACAACGGCCUACGACACCGGGACGGAUGAUGAAUUUUUAACUCACACAGAGUCGUCCUCGUCCCCCACGCGAAGCGAAUGCUUUCUGGAAAACUUCGACCAAGAUUUUCGCAACUUGAAGGUCAAAUCCGGUUGCCAACAAUACAAAUGCGACUGCGGAUUCCGGAAGAGCUCACUUUGCGUACCGAUUCCGGUUCCGGUGCCCAUUCCCGUACCGAUGGCCACUUUCCAUAGUUGGUCCCAGAAAGGACCGAACCCGGAUCAGCUGGAUACGAUUUUGAAGGAGCAAAAUCAGCACGAACUCAUCCGGCAGCUGUGGAGGAAUUGUACCGGUGGGAGCGGCGAGGGAGCCGAGUUUAAGCCCCAUAACGGGACCUGCGUGCACUCGCCGUCAUGCUGCUGCCAGCAGCAUAACAAACAAAGGGGAACGAAGAAACCCAAUAUUAAAACUGCCGAUAGUCAGGAAAUGGACCGAAAGAGUUCUAAUGCGACUGGGCUAGCCCAUCAAACAAAUGAAUCCUACGAAAGCACUAGUGCAGGGGGGAAGAUACGCGGUAAUGGAAAUAGUAAUAAUGCCAUCAGCCCGGGGCGAUGGUUAUUGACUGGUGCUGUUGUUCCUCAUAACGAAAAGUUGUUUCGCAACAACGAUUCCCCAGGCAGGCACGGCUCGAGCCCAAGCCCGAGAGAAGCUCGAGAUCCAUUGGAUAGUACUGCGCUGACCGUUGCUGUCAACGCUGGUCUGGACUACGCAGCUCCAACGCAAGCCCCAUCAACGGCCAUCAUCAACAAACCUGCCACGGAUGCACAAGAUAACCUUCGCGAAUCUGCCAGCGGUCAUAAAAAUUCGCUGACCUCGGGCACCGCAGAACAACGGCCACAGAGAUCGCAUGACCGUAAUUGCAGCAGCAGCAGUGGUGGCGAGAAAUUAUGUGCGCCGUCCAAAAUUAACGAAGAAAACCUACCAGCGCACCAUCAUCUUGCAGCGGUAGUCACAAAUACAUUAAAGGCUGAACAACCACUUGUGAACGUGCAAGUGCAAAAACCUGUACCGCGGCAGCGUGGUGUGAGUGAAUCGGUAAUAACUGUACCGCCACGGUGCGAGAGAGAAAAACAUCAACAACGCGGAAAAAGCGAAGAAGAACUGGCGAACCAGUCGGACGGCGACGAAGACCACGGCAAUGGUAAUGUAAUAAGCUCGCUGUUAAUGGUUACUAUAUUCUCCGAUGCCUUGUGCACUAAUAGACAGCGCUCACGCAAUGACACGCUGUUCGAAGUGACCGACGAGUGUGCGACUGUUGCGGCCGGUGAAAAACGGGAAAACUAUGCGGAAAAUUCGGGUGGUGCACAGCAGCUAAACAGUGGCGACGAGUUGAGGUGUGACGAUAGCAUGUCUUAUCAGUCGCUCGAUAACGGCAGCAUGAUAACAUUGGGGAAGACAACAGAUGUCAAAACACCAUCACCUUCACCGCUACCAGCAUCGGUCGAAGAUGGGGAAUUGAAAGGCUAUUUGUUGUCCGAGAGCCGGUUUAGUUCUUCGCAGUCGUCGGUGGCCAGUAGUGAUCUGGAGGAUCAGGACACGAUCGACAAUUCAUCGGUGAAACCUCGCUCAGUGCAACAUGUUUCUGAAAGUGAACUGGCAGGCCCGUAAUGUUAUGCAGAAGUGAAAGGUCUUGAGAGUGGGGACAGUACAGAUUCCUCAACAUCAUACAGUUCGUCGGAGGGUACCGAUACGGACGACACGGGGACUAUCGCCGACCGGAGGCCGAAAUCGAAAAAGUUUUACCAAGUGUUGGUCGUCAAUACCGGUUCCGAUGUGGAGUCCAGUGAUUCGGACUUAUCCAGUGGUACUUCAUCCAACUGUUUGAUGCAAGAUGCAAAAUCCGACAGUGCGGUUGCCCAGGACAGUGGCAUUGUGCUAAAGCACAUCCGAUUGGUUACCUCCGACGACGAGAGGCGAAGUGAAAGUGAAGAUUUCAAGGAACGGAUUUCAGCUUUUGAAGGCCAACUAGAAUCAGUGAGAAUGGACCACUUGAAAGAAUUGUGUGCAGAAGAAAUUCCCAAAAAUAGCGCAACCACUUCUCUCGCUGUGAUUAAUGACGAAACAGUGGAAAUGGAAGAGGCACCAGCAACGGAGGAAAAAGCUUCCACGCCGACAUGUGUCGAAAGCUCCGACUGUGUGGGUGAUCCCAGCAUAGAGCGAGACAGCCUAUGUGGGGAGGAAAACAUAGAAUCACCUCAACAGGUAUCCGCAAAACGUGACGACGACAACAUAGAAGCCAUAAGCACGACCACCAGUCCACUGCCAUGUAGCGAAGGUGGCCAAAAUGAAAACAAACACACCGAUCAGUGUGAAGGUGAAGAGCCAAGCCAAAACAUAGUGCAACCAGAAGAGGUGCCGCCACCAAUACCACCCCUUCGCGAUCAUCACACCGUCGCGAGCUUGUCGUGUGUUGCUGCCUCCUCAGUUGUAAACGAACGAUCGUCCAACACGGAUGUAAUUAACUCUCACGUAGCAGCGACCAAUGCUGCUAACAAUCGAUACAAGAGUUUAAUUUUGAUUGGCCCAGGCAACGGCACGAUUUCAAUGGCCACCGAGUCCCCAACACCCGCGGCACUGUCCACGACGCUCGGGAAUGCUGAACUGCAGCAACCUCACCAUGUGAGUAUCGUCACAAGUCACACGACCCGUAUCGUGAGCAGCAGUGACGACGACGAUCAGCAUCCACCCACCACCUCCUCGACGUCGUCAUCGGUCACGGUAAAGCACACCAACUGGAUAUCGAUGGCGAUGCAGGAGGAAGAGGAGGAGGAGGACGACUACGGUGAUGACGUCGUGCCAUUAGACGACGAACCCGAUCGUUCGCUCGAUCGCGGUCUGGCGGGAUAUUUCAACUUCUCAUUAGAACAAGCGUCACCGCAAACAAACAGGCGACCUGUGAAAAUCACAACGAACGAAAGUGCAAUAACUAGUGUAGUGUCGGAUAGUGCAGGCGGGAGCGUUUGUGUCAGUGUUCAACCAAGCAAUAGUAGCGAUCUAGAUGAGUGUAGUGAAUGCAAUGUUUCAGAUGCGAUCGCCACCAGUGAAAGUGGAUCAAUGAUCAAAAGUAGUCAAAGCGCGAUGGUCGAGUGUGGUAGUGGAAGAAGUAGCCGGAACAGUAACAGUAGUGGUAGUUUGAAUAACAGUAAUAAGAAUGAAGACGUAACGGUAGUCACAGGUGCGGAUACACUGUCGGCGGUAGUCUGUCUGGAAGACGGUCUAGCGGAUGACGAUUCGUGGGUGGAAGAAGUGAGUCAUGAUGAAGAAGAAUUCGCGACAACGACAGCAACAGAGUCCGAUAUGCCUUCUGGAGAAGAAAUUUCGCUGGGGGUCGAUCGGGAAGAAGAACUCCGUGGAUAUCACAGAGCGGCGAUUGAUUUCACAUUGCAUACCAUCGUGGAGGAGAGCUGCGAGGAUAGUGAGGCUGAGUCGAACAGAACGUCGAAAUCAAAACAAAGGAAUCGAAUAUCCGCUUCCGAGUUGGAAAAGUACUUCUUUUAUGGACUGGGUGACGGUCCCUCGGGGUCGUCCAUUCAGAACAUUCGGGAUGAUAGCAUUUCGGAGAGUAGUUCAGUGUGUAGUGAAGGGCUCGAUUCACUUGGUGCUGCCGAGGAAUCAAUGGGGACAUCAACAGAAUCCGCCGACCUGGCAUCGUCGCGUUUGGAGAAAUAUUUCCUAACAGGAUUCAUGGGUUUCACAUCGGAGCGUAAUGAGUCGGAUGGGAGUGGAAGUGUUGGUAGUGAUAGCGAAGGACAUCCCAGUCCAGAACAACGGCGCAAACGAUUGGUGAGAGCUCGAGGAGCUGGUAGAUCACAGAGCUCUUCGUUGGACAAUCUGCUCACCAAGGACACUGAACUCGAUCAACAAGCAGGUGACAUCCACGAAGCUUCAGAUUCUUCCGAAACGGACACUUGCGAUGAAUCCACCAAUCAAAUGGAUAAGAACGAAAGUUUGUACGAUACUGCAAAGCGGAAGAAAAAAUUCUCCAAGAAGACUGACUCUGACGACUCGAAAAAACAUUCGGAACUUCAACAACUAUCGCUUCCACACAAAUCGGACUGUUCGGAGGACGAAUGUCGGAAAACUCCCCAACCAGAUCAUCUGUUACCUCCGACUAGUCUUCUAUCUGAGAGCAAGAAGCAAAACAGUCGCGACAGUGGUUUCAUCGGCAGUAACGAUGAUUUAUUGAAAGACGGCGAAGCAGUCAGAUCUCCAGAGCUUAAGCUAGAACUUGAAGAAAUCCAAGAGGAAAACAAAUCGGAUGAUCUCAAAGAAGAAAACAGUUCCUAUACAGCUGCCCCCUCAGCCGGACCACCACCCACCAACCUGGUGCUGGAUAGCUUCAACAACUGGAGCUCGGAUGAGGAAACCAAUCUGAUGAUGUCGAAAAUGCGUCAAUUCUUCAAGACGCUUGUCGUAGCAUCGGCCAACAGCAGAGCUGCCUCGCGCAAUUCCACUCCGGCCGUCAGUGAAUCCAACACUCCAAAGCACGGUACGCCCGUUCCGAAGGCUCGCAGCCGCAGCAAACCGACUACUGGCUAAUUGUACUUCGAGAACGAACUCACCAGACUGAUGAAAACCGUUCCCGGCAUUCGGGACGAACAGGUACGCGAGAUUGUCGAAUACCUCAGCAGUGAAGACACCUGGUCGGAUUCUUACGAUUCUUCGGAUUACACGAGCUCCGAUCUGGAAGGAGCCGUGUCUCAGAAAUCCGAACUUCAACAACAGAUUUCAGCUAGCUGCCAACAGAUUAUUAAUAAGUUCGAUAUGUUAGAGAAGGAUGAGGAGGGUGACAUGGGGGACGGCGGAUUGAUCGAGGAACCACACACACUUAACAAGGAAACGGCUUUCGUGUACCAGCGGCUGGUGGCUUCACUAUCGAAAAUGACGAAAAGCGAGGAAAAGCCCGUAAGCGUGACCAGUUCACCGCCUCUGAUUGCCAAAGUAAUGCACCAUAUUGGAAGUCGAUUGGUGGCGCUGAUGCAUGAAGUGAGCAGCGGAGAAUCGCAUGCAAGUGCAUCGCCCAAAUCCACCACACUGCGAUAUCAUCAGCGGAAGGUGCAACCGAACAUAUCGGCAACAACAACCGAGGACGAUGAUAGCACAUCGGAAAGCAAUAUGGAAAAGAAUGAGGAUCUGGGAUAUAUGCUUCCAAGGAGUAAAAGUCAUGACUUGCUCCUGGGCGAUGCAAGACCGCAACAUCACCAGUCUUCAAACAGUGGAGAAAUGGCAGGAGAAGAGAAGGAAGCUAGUGAUUAUGAAAGGUUUUCAUGGAGGGGAAGUUUCGAGUCGGCACUGCUGGCCAACGGAGAUUCCCGAUCGAAGUUGUCGAUUUUGGACAACUCUAGUUCAUCGAUAUCAGCUUUGGCUGCAAAGCGUAGAUCGGCUGGCGAUUUGCUGUUCAACAAUCAAAACCUCAGCCGCGAACAGUUGGAUCGUGUGCGCAGUUGCGGCAGUAUAGGCGGUGAAAGGGAAGACUUCGAAUCUUCCAAACUCUGGGGAUCUUCCCAGAGUCAGAAAACUCCCAGAAGGAGAUCGAGCGUUGCUGACGACACCGAUUCCGACGAUUCCACUCGGAACGAUAAUCGCCUGGCAUCGCGUUCGACGCUUCCUCGCAGCCUCCAGAAUGCAAACUCGGCCGUGAAUACCAACUCGUUGCCACGUCUUCCAACGUCCAACAUGCAGACAAUUAUGCAAUCAGCUCCGUCCAGCUCGGCGUCAACCUCGUCGGUAAUGCAGAAAUCGCAGAGCGUUUACCACUUUCUGCAGAACAAUGUGAAGAGCGCCCGUUAUCGGUUCAACCAUAGACCCCCGAGUGCACCGAAACGUGCCGUAUCGGCACCAGGUCUGCAGCAGCCUCUGUAUCCACGUCGAGAACGACGUCGAAUUCAGAGCAAUCUCAGCGAGGAAACCGGAACGCUAGAGUCGGGCAGCUCGCCACUGAUAGGCGGAAAUCGCAAUGACGCCACCGGUGGAAGCAAUCAGGAACUGUCCAGCACCGGUGCUGGCGGUACUACCGCCGGAAGAGAUGGCGGCGGCGGCGGCGGUGGAAGUGGUUCCGGAGGUGGUGCCCAUCGCAGUAUCGCCACCAGUCCGGUCGGGUCGGCCGCAUCGGAGCACUGGCCAUCGCAGUCGGACGAAGACAUCGACCGGCUGGUGGCGCUGCACCAGAACCGGGCGUCCCUCAGCUCCCUGGGGCUGCGGUCCGACUCGAUGGCUUCGGUGUAUUCCGGGGCCGGCGAGGGACGGUACGGGACUGUUACGGUUCGCGGACAGAUCGAAUUCGGUAUGCAAUACAACUACAAGCAGGGCGCGCUGGAGAUCCACGUGAAGCAGUGCAGGGAUCUGGCGGCGGUCGACACCAAGCGAAACCGAAGCGAUCCGUACGUGAAGGUGUACCUUCUGCCGGACAAAUCCAAGGGCGGUAAGCGAAAGACCAAAGUGAAGAAGCACACGUUGAAUCCGGUGUUCGACGAAGUGCUCCGGUUCCACAUGUCGCUGAGUGGUUUGCAGACAAGGACGAUUUGGCUGACGGUGUGGCAUUCGGACAUGUUCGGGCGUAACGAUUUCCUCGGUGAGGUGAUGAUGGGACUGCAGGGCAAGGUGUUCGAUAAUCCUGCCCCACAGUGGUACCAGCUACAGGAGAGGAGUGAACCAUUCGACGAUCUGUCAGCGUACAAGGGGGACAUCAUCGUGGGGUUGAAGUACAUUCCGCCCGAUUCCGAGGGCGGGACACCACAGCAUCAGCACCACAACGGCAGCGGUGGCGGAACGUUGAAUUUGCGGAAGUUCAGCACCAGAUCGAUCACCUCGACGUCAUCGAACUCGUCCGGUCCGGGAAGGGGCGCCCUGCACGUACUGGUGAAGGAAGCGAAAAACCUACAGCCACUGAAGGCGAACGGAACCUGUGAUGCAUUUUGUAAAAGCUAUCUUCUUCCAGAUAAAAACCGCAGUUCGAAGCAGAAAACGCCAGUGGUGAAACGUGCCAACUCGCCCGUCUGGAACUACACCUUCAUCUACGAGGACGUCUCACUAGCGGAACUGUCCGAACGUGCGCUGGAGCUCACGAUAUGGGAUCACGACCGAUUGGCGAGCAACGAGUUCCUCGGCGGCGUUCGGUUUUCGCUGGCCACCGGUAAACACAACGGCAGGUCGGUCGACUGGAUGGACUCCACCGGCAAGGAGCUGUCGCUUUGGCAGAACAUGAUCAACAGACCAAACUUCUGGGUGGAAGGUGCCCUCGUCCUUCGGCCCUCGCUAGACAAUGUAAGGUUCCCGUCAUAAUUUUGCGAAACCCCUGUAGAACAAUCCUGGGAAGUCGCGUAGUAGUGGAUUUCCCCUUCCCCCGUGUCCCUUUCUUAGAAGAUAUGUACGCAGUGGUAGUAGUAAAUGAGAUAUGAAGAGAUGAAUAAUCAUUCCAACUUUGUGAUGUUGCUUUACAACAAACCUAAUCAUAGAUUGUAAUCCCAGAUAUUUUUAAGGAGAGUAAGCGACGCGCGACACUAGCAAGAGCAUUUUUGAUUACCUAACCUUAUGAACGACAAUGAUGCUUAAUGAUGAUCGGUGUUCAGAUAGGAGACGGAGGAGACAACUAUUGGGAGUAUACCUUUUACGCAAUGAGUAAGGUUUUUAUAAACUUUUAUUUUUUCGACACUAUAUCGUGAGUGAUGUGCGUCUUUGGAACUAAGGAAAAUCAGAAAAUAAAGAAAACAAAACUCUUUUUGUGUGUAAAUAGGCUAGUUAUACACAUUGAAGAACAAAGUAUUAUUUAUCAACAAGAACACAAAUCAAGCAAAGAGAUUCUUCUUUUCCCUCCAUUUACUCUAAAAUAGAUGUGAAAUGUAGUCUCUACAAAUAUUUUUCUCCAAGGCGGGCACAGUCCAACGGUGACCACCUCUUUCGACUACUCUUUAUGACCGAAACUAAACAAAAGUUGUGAACUUUUCCGCGAACAUUGUACAUACUUAUACAGAGAAGCAGAAUCACUAUUUUCUAACGCUGUGAAUCUUUACUAAAUUCAUGUUGGAAGCAAAACUCCCGAGCGCUGCGUUCAAUGCAGAAUGAAAACACUGAGGAUAAUUAGUAUCUACACUUAGGGAGUAAGAACAACACAAACAAAACUUUAAACUUUUCAAACUCUCCGUUCCGAAUGAUUACCAUGAUAAUGGGGAAGGAGAUAAAACCAGAAAAAAGAGAAACAAUUUGUGACACUGUCAGACAGUGGACUUCGUUGCAAUAUAUACACUUUAAUGAUUACGAAUGCAGAGAACCAUGGACACAGGAUCAAGAAAUAGAAGAAAAAUAGCUGGAUUAUUUUACACCGAACGGAAGCAAAACAGAUACUUAAAGAAAGGGCAUAACUUAUUUACCAAACCACGAGAAAAAUCAGAUUGAGCAAAAAAAACCUUCGAAUUAGAUUGAAGCGGUGAAAGAUGGUGAGCUGAAGGAAAACGACUGAUCGUGCGGGAAAUCUUAAUUGUAGUUGGAAAAAAAAAGUUGCAGAUUGAUAGGAUUUGGUGCGAGUCUGGCACGGUUGCGCGUUUAGGAGCGAAUCGGCAGGAAUAACCAGAAGUACUCGAAAAUGAACUCUGCGAAGGAAUUGACUUUUGACAUUUCCAUACCAUCAUGCAACUUGGCUAAUAUUUCUGGAGAUGCCUGCCGCUUCAAAGUACAAGGAACGAUUGUGAAGAACGUCAAGACAGAUGACACAACUCUUAUGAACAAACAAAAAAAAAACUUAGUAAAAAGCAUAAAGUAGUAAUCACAUAUAUAUUGACAUUGAAUAGAAACGUUUCUUUUUAUCCCAGUAGAAGGUUUGAACUUUUUCGACGAGUAAUUGACAAAGUUACAUUACAAUCAUAUUUAAUGAAGAAACCCCGAACAGGACAAAAAUGUAGUAGUAGUGCAGUAGAAUUGGUAGUUGUUUACGAACAGAAAACAAAUUCAAACUAAGGAAUAGAAAUUGUUGUUGGUACUUAUCCGACCGAGAAUUGUGCAAUUUUCAUUUCUGUAUAGACACUAUGCCAAACAUUUUAAAACCUUGGUUUCAAACGUUGGAUAAGAAUAAACAAAUUUUGGAAGAAGAAUUGUAGCAAACCUAACCGUAACAUACGUAUGAUAAGAAAAUUGUACAUAACACUCUUUGGUUCUACCCUGAUUUCGUUGUUCCCCGCCUUCAACGAAGGACGGUGCUGGUCGGUUCAAGGGUCCGUUCUCCAUAUCCUACGAGUAACGUUCAGGAGAAGAAAAAUCCGACACCUAGAUCUCGAAUUACGUUCCCCCGAAGUCCGAUUUCCUUUCAGCUCUUUUGAUGUUUGUAACCAUUUAAAAUAAGCUGUUUUGUCUGAGAUUAAAAGACACAUCUAUAUACUGUGAACUGUUUCUUCAUAUUUACAAUCUGUUGAGUAUUACUAAUCUACUUAAAACAAAAACUCACUUUAGUGAUAAACAACAAAAACACUAGGGCCAAAUUUAAGCUCACUCAUUGAUAUGAAAAAAAAAACAAAAAAUCAUACAAGUUCUUCUCCAAGCUAUGACACGGAUGCUCAAUUAUAUCAUUUAUAGUUAAAACAAAUUAUAACUGGAUAAAUGCAUGCAAUUCUAAUUCUUAAGCGAAAAAAACAUUUCAUACUAACUUCUUCUAGGAAAAAAACCUCUGUGCAACCGUAAAAGGAUAAAAACGACGAGCGAGAAUAGAAACUACUUUAAAUUCUUAUGCUAGUUAGAAUGCAAAGGACGAGCAUGUUGUGUGCGAGUUAAACUCAUCACUCUCUCAUAUCCACAAUCACGAAAAAGGAAAAAUCCAAUACAAUUUUUAAAAUUGGAAAACCAACACAAAACUCACUUAUCCUUCUCGACCAACCGACACGAAACGAUGCAAACAAUAAGAAAAACUGAUUGAAAAAACAACACAACACCGACGAGAUAAUUGAAAACAAAACUGUGUGAAAUCCGAAACAACAUUUAAACAAUAUUGUCGAAAAAGCAAAAUUCUAGUGUUAAACAAUAAACUUAUUUAUCAAAAAUCACGCUCCUUUUCUAUUCGCAUGUGAAAAUUUUUCCUCCUACUUUCCGAUUCGCAGCUUUCCAAUUUGCGUUCUUUCCUAUUCUACCAUCUGUUCAAUUCAGUCCACGUAUCAAGAAAAAAAAAGUAAUUCAUUCAGUAGUUGCUACGGCAUUAUAAUAGGCCCCAUAGUUUAUCAGCAGAACGUUUAUAGUUGCUUCAUUGAUAAAGCCAAUUUAAUGAUAACAAUAUACAAAGAGAACACAACAAAUCAAAUUUUAUGAGUAGCAAACGUUGUGAGUUAUCGCUUAGAAAAAGUUUUUCAAUUUUUUGCCCCAAACACUGUAGGAGACAGGCCGGAAACGAAGUUUGCAACAGCAGCAGUGUCAAAAUUGAAUUGUCACACAAAAUUGAUUUUGAAUCACAUGAAGGGAAGCUCACACAGGUCACAGACACAUAUGAAUACGCCCACAUACAUACACUCACACACACAUACAAUUGCAUAAUAGAGGCAUGAAACGCAAGUAGCAGCGAGCAACACCUAACAGGCAUGCAAAGUUCGAAUGGAAUGCUUAACAAAUUGUAGCCGAACAAAUAUUGGACAUCGAUAGUGUAUAGCGCUAGGGCGAGCGGUCGCGUUGUGGAAGGCCGAACCGAAAGGAAUGCGAAUGAGAAUGUUAUACAACAAAAUUAUAUAUAUAUUGAAUUUGCAAUAUACAUCAAGAUUAACAAAAACGAA